Molecule: messenger RNA, 724 nt
Organism: Solea solea (common sole)
Lineage: Eukaryota; Metazoa; Chordata; Actinopteri; Pleuronectiformes; Soleidae
Product: putative nuclease HARBI1
Exons: 4
Coding region: 1-699 (232 amino acids)
Source: RefSeq, a predicted model, not a curated record
AUGACAGAAGACUGGUAUAAGGCUCUAGACAAUAAGAAGAUAUGUGGAGCGGCCUACAUUCUGCUGCGGCCUCAGAGUGGGGUCAGUAGCUUAAUUAGCUGUCAUUUUGCAGGCCUUCCAAAUGUGAUAGGAUGCAUAGAUGGGACACAAAUCCCUAUUACUGCGCCUACACAAAAUGAAGGGGACUAUGUGAAUCGAAAAUCCUUUCACAGCAUCAAUGUCCAGAUCAUAUGUGAUGCAGCUUCUCUUAUUAAAAAUGUAGAAGCCAAGUGGCCUGGCUCAGUUCAUGAUUCCCGGAUCUACCGGGAGUGUAGUCUGAGCAACAGAUUUGCACGUGGAGAGUUUGAUGGCUACCUACUGGGGGAUCGAGGCUAUCCAUGCCAGCCCUCUCUGUUGACCCCUUACCCUGACCCUGAGCCGGGGCCCCAACAACGUUUUAAUGUGGCCCACUGCAGGACUAGAGCCCGGGUUGAGAUGACCAUAGGCAUACUCAAAUCCCGGUUCCAGUGCCUGCGUAAGCUUGGGGUCACCCCAGAGAGGGCAUGUGACAUCAUUGUUGUUCUCCAUAAUAUUGCAAUUAUUAGAGGAGAGCAACACCCUGCCGUACAAAUCAACAACGCUGAGGAUGACCAUCCCAUCCCUGCAGAUGUUAAGGAUGGAAGGGCUGUAAGGGACCUCAUCGCCCGAAACCACUUUUGAUUAAGAAUAAAAGACAAAUUCAUGA